UCUACAGGUCACGUUUAAAGGGGUGAAAGGACAAAUCUGUUGUCAAACAUGGCUGCUCCCGUGGAUGACAUGUUUUCUCUCUGUGUGGACCCAUGUAAAGUCACCAGCAGCGUGGAAGUCAGGUUUAUAGACAACGUUAAGGGUAAGGGUCUCUUUGCAAAACGAAGCUUCAAGAAGGGAGAAACCAUUUUCGUCGAGCGGCCUGUGGUUUCUGCACAGUUCCUGUGGAAUUCGUUGUAUAAAUAUAAAGCCUGUGAGUACUGCUUACGUGCUCUGGAGACUGCAGAAGAAAAUGCCCGGAGACUCAGUGGCAACCCGGCUCUCAGCCUUCCCCAUCCUGAGCUCUGCCGUGUCCGCCCUGAGCUCCAUCAGGCCUGUCCUCAGUGCCAGGUGAUGUACUGCAGCAGUGAGUGUCGGCAAGCAGCUGCAGACCAAUACCAUCGGGUUCUGUGCCUGGGUCCUUCUGAGGGUGAUCCAGACCACCCCAUCAACAAGCUCAAAGAUGCAUGGAGGAGUGUGCAUUAUCCCCCAGAGACCUCCAGCAUCAUGCUCAUGAUCAAAAUGGUGGCUGUGGUCAAACAGGCCAAAGAUAAAGCGCACUGGCAGAAGCUGUUUUCUCACUUCUGCAGUCGUACGGCGAACGAGGAGGAGGAGAUUGCCCAUAAGCUCCUGGGAGAGCAGUUCAGGGGGCAGCUGGGCUUGUUGCACAGCCUUUUUAGGGCAGCACUUUAUGAUGACCAUCUCAGUCGGUGGUUUGUGCCUGAAGGUUUCCGCUCUCUGUUUGCUUUGGUGGGAACAAACGGCCAAGGCAUCGGUACCAGCUCUCUGAGUCAGUGGGUUCAUGCCUGUGAUGCACUGGAGCUUCCCGACCAGCAGAGGGAGCAGUUGGACUCUUUUAUUGACCAGUUAUACAAGGACAUUGACAAAGAAACGGGAGAGUUUCUGAACUGCGAGGGUUCUGGACUUUAUCUGCUGCAAAGCUCCUGUAACCACAGCUGCAUCCCAAACGCAGAGGCAUCCUUUCCCGACAGCAAUUUCCUGCUUCACCUCAACGCCCUCGGUGACAUCAGCCCAGGACAGGAGAUCUGCAUCAGUUACUUGGAUUUCUGUCAGCGGGACAGAAGCCGACACAGCAGGCACAAGAUUCUGAGGGAGAACUACCUGUUUGUCUGCUCGUGUUCAAAGUGCGUGUCCCAGAUGGACGAGCCAGACGUCACAUCUGAGGAGGAGGAGGAGGGCGAAGCAGAGGGUGAAACAGAAGGGGACGAGAUGGAAGACGAGAUGACAGAUGUUUGAUAAAAGACUCGGCCAUAUUGUUCUCGGUUGUUCCCUUCCCUCUGAAACACGAGGCCAAAAAGAAUAAAGACCAGCUAAGACUGUGAUCUGCAUGUCCAGAAGCGAAGUCCUGUUCGUGACACAUUUCACUCUUUGUUUUAGAGAGCCGUAGCCAAGUUGUUCAGUGCCACAAGACAGUCGUGCAAAUAUGUUGACUUUGUUGGUUUUACUCAAAAUAAUCUGAAGCUGAACUUCUAGUUGUUUUUUUUUUUUUUUUGGUUAAAUCUGCAAAUGAUUU
This is a messenger RNA of Fundulus heteroclitus (mummichog), 1573 nucleotides long. RefSeq names its product SMYD family member 5 (gene smyd5). The record is from RefSeq and is a predicted model, not a curated record. Lineage: Eukaryota; Metazoa; Chordata; Actinopteri; Cyprinodontiformes; Fundulidae. The coding region runs from base 49 to 1296 and encodes 415 amino acids. The transcript has 13 exons. Gene Ontology annotation, molecular function: histone H4K20 methyltransferase activity; protein binding.